AUGUCCUUCACCGCCAGCGCUUCCGCUCCAUGGACUUCUUCGGGGACCAACUUGACUGGUCCUAACUAUAUAAUCAGCUAUGAUACGGCAACUCAGAGCAUCUUAUAUAAGGCAGAUAUGGCAGGAUUUCUAGCUACUAUCCAGAAAGACACUACACUAGUUGCCAAUGGUAUCCAGGACUUAGCUACUGAUACGCAUGGAAAUACCUACGUCCCAGUUUCGUUUAGUGCCAAAGCACUUGCUAGGAUCACACGCGAUGGGAGUGUGAUAACCUGGUAUGUAACAAACGAGACUAGGGCUAUUAAUCUACAGACUCCUACUACGUACAGCGGUCUUAUCUUCCAUGCGCCUAGUAAUAAGCUCGUUGUCACGGAUGGACCGGCUAGCACUUUUGUCACCUUUGACACAGAAGCAGCGGUUGGUGUUCCGCGUAGCGUUAAGAUGAUUGGGCUUCCGUCCGACUAUAUAGGCGUCACCUGCGAUGGGCUGCUAAAUCCUUCUCGGUAUCCACAUCGCGAUGUCCUGCUCUGUUCUGAGGAUUUUCUCGGAACUUCAGGUUCGAUAACCGUUUUCACAUCUACGGAUCACUGGGUAUCUGCGCAAUACGUCGGUCGGGUCUCUAAUAACCCUCUCGCAGUGGGCAGUAUUCCCACUGCAACUGUGCAGAUUGCCAAAUCGCUCUACAUUUGCCCUUUUUUUCUCUCUGAUUUAAGCCUUCCUCUUAAUGCUAGAAAUCGGACGAGCUUUCCGUUUUUUGAUAUCACUGCGAUGGUUGACGAGCUUGUAAUUCCAUUAGGUGUUAAAGUUAUACGAUAA
Messenger RNA from Bipolaris victoriae FI3, 816 nucleotides. RefSeq lists its product as hypothetical. The record is from RefSeq and is a predicted model, not a curated record. The transcript has a single exon. Lineage: Eukaryota; Fungi; Ascomycota; Dothideomycetes; Pleosporales; Pleosporaceae. Bases 1 to 816 code for a protein of 271 amino acids.